Molecule: messenger RNA, 927 nt
Organism: Aspergillus thermomutatus
Lineage: Eukaryota; Fungi; Ascomycota; Eurotiomycetes; Eurotiales; Aspergillaceae
Product: oxidoreductase, short-chain dehydrogenase/reductase family
Exons: 2
Coding region: 1-927 (308 amino acids)
Source: RefSeq, a predicted model, not a curated record
AUGUCGGGCGGUGUGUUGUUCAGUCCCGAUAAAAUCCCAGACCUCUCCGGGAAGGUCAUUCUAGUAACUGGCGGAACGGCCGGUCUCGGGGCUGCCACGGUGCUCCAUCUGGCGAAACGCUCGCCCGCGCACAUCUACAUUAGCGGACGGAACGCAAAGAGCGCCAGCGACCUCGUCGAACAAGUGCGUGAUUCAAACUCGAAGACGCGCGUAUCGUUUCUCCCGUGUGACCUGGCGUCCCUCGUCUCCGUGAAGGAGGCGGCUGAAACGGUGCUCAAGCAGGAAUCACGGCUGGACAUCCUGAUGUGUAACGCAGGCAUUAUGGCACAGCCGCCUGGGCUGACAAAGGAUGGCUACGAGGUGCAAUUCGGUAUCAAUCACUUGGGUCAUGCGCUGCUGAUCCAGAAAUGUCUGCCUCUGCUGCAACAGACAGCAGAGCAACCUGGGGCCGACGUGCGCAUCAUCAUCCUCACAUCACUGGGAUUUCAGAUGCACCCCAGUGGCGGGAUCAUCUUCUCCGACUUGAAGACCGUGCAGAAUUUCAGCGUCUUUGGUAGCUGGAUCCGCUACGGCCAGAGCAAACUUGCCAAUGUCCUGUAUGCGCGCGAGCUGGCCCGCCGGUAUCCCGCCAUCACCAGCGUCUCUGUCCAUCCCGGCGUGGCCAGCACAGGGCUCGUUGAGAAUCAGAGCUGGGGAAACCGCGCCUUUAUCUAUGCUACCAACAUGGGCAAGCUGCUGAAGCCCUCAGAGGGUGCUUAUAACCAGCUCUGGUCGGCGACAACCGCCAAAGAGAACUUGGAAAACGGCCAACUUUAUGAGCCGGUGGGGGUUCUAUCGUCGAAGCUUGACAAAGCCGCUCGCGACGAUGCCUUGGCGAAGAAGCUGUGGGAGUGGACGGACAGGGCCUUGGAGGACUACAUGAACUAG